AUGCCCGCGGGUGCCACACAACUAGGCUUCGUGAUCCUAAGCUCGGCCUUUUGCUCAUGGGUCCCCAACAUGCGCACCAUCACAAUGAUCGUGCUCACUUUAAUCAGCCUGACCGGUAUGGUUCUCAUGUAUGCACUCGAUGCUGGCAACCAAGCCGGUCGCAUGGCAGGCUACUGUCUCAGCUUGGCUUUCUCGGCCAAUAUGCCUCUUGGUCUGUCUUUGAUUACCAGUAAUGUCCGAGGAUUUACCAAGCGCGCUGUUGUUAAUGCUUGUGUCCUGGUGAUGUAUUGUGUAGGCAAUAUCGUUGGUCCACAGUUUUUCAGCGUGAGCGAGGCACCGCGGUAUAAAAGGGGUAUCACAGCCAGUCUUGUGGGACUUGGGCUGGGAGUAUUUUGGGUGUUGUGUUUGCGCGUAUACUUGCAGUGGCAAAACAAGAUUCGAUCUACAGAAGAUGAGUCUAGUGUGCCCCGAGAAUCGCUUGUGAUGGAGGAUCCUACCGACUGGAAUAUCCCUGGCUGUCAGUAUGUCUUGUAA
Penicillium daleae is the source of this 534-nucleotide messenger RNA. RefSeq lists its product as uncharacterized. Gene Ontology annotation, biological process: tripeptide transport; dipeptide transport; allantoate transport. The coding region runs from base 1 to 534 and encodes 177 amino acids. The record is from RefSeq and is a predicted model, not a curated record. Lineage: Eukaryota; Fungi; Ascomycota; Eurotiomycetes; Eurotiales; Aspergillaceae. The transcript has a single exon. Gene Ontology annotation, cellular component: plasma membrane. Gene Ontology annotation, molecular function: dipeptide transmembrane transporter activity; allantoate transmembrane transporter activity.